Messenger RNA from Hypoxylon fragiforme, 1897 nucleotides. RefSeq lists its product as uncharacterized. Bases 1 to 1569 code for a protein of 522 amino acids. Gene Ontology annotation, molecular function: DNA-binding transcription factor activity, RNA polymerase II-specific; zinc ion binding. Gene Ontology annotation, biological process: regulation of DNA-templated transcription. Lineage: Eukaryota; Fungi; Ascomycota; Sordariomycetes; Xylariales; Hypoxylaceae. The record is from RefSeq and is a predicted model, not a curated record. The transcript is spliced from 4 exons.
AUGGUCGGCGUCCCUGGGAAAUACAAGGGCUGCAACACCUGUCGAGCUAGACGAGUCGCGUGCGAUAACGCGAGGCCAUUUUGCAAAAAAUGUACAGAUUAUGGCCGUGAAUGUGGUGGAUAUGAAAGGGAGGUCAGUAGUUGGAAUCCUUGUUUGCUCAUCCGCGCCGGCUCAAGGAGUUGUUUUACUCCUGGAAAGCACGGCACCGGAACCGUUUUCAUCGUCGGUACCCCGGACGAUAAAGGGAGAUGCUCUUCUCACCCGCCACGAAACCAGCAGGGUAGCAAGAAAGCCAAAGGCAAUGAAGCUCGAGCAACGGCCAAGUUAGAAUUUGUCACCACGGAGCCAUGGCAACCUGCGUGGGCUGAUGUGGCGCCUUUGUCCUCUGCGGCUGGAUCAUAUCCGUUUCGAUUCGUUGCCCUCCAAACAAAUUUCAACUCCACAUUUCAAACAAGUAGAGCAUCGUCACCCGGAAAUGGCGUGACGCUGUCUCUGGAUACUCUACCUCCUCCUAAUACAACCCCGUCCUUUGGUGGCGAGGCAUUCGGAUUAAAAGCUCAUUCCCUCAUCCAUUUGCCGCAGAGAAAUCCGGAUAAACAGACGGCCAGUAAUCAUGCAGAAGGGAUCUGCAUGUUUUUAUACGAGCAAAACUGUUCUGCCGCCUAUACCGACGAAGAACUCUGGAAAGACUCUUCUGCCUUAUCUGACACAAUUCGUGCACCAGGUCCCGCAGCGUACCAAUCCUUUCCAGAUCAUCACUUCUUUGCUCGGGUUUACCGACCUAAUGCUAUAUGGGCGGCUUUACUCAACCGUCAGCCAACGUUCCUAUGCUCGCCUGAAUGGACGAUUAUCCCAUGGGAACGUCACCCUAGGACACCGCUUGAUGACCUCCUCGAUAUUGUAGUCCUUUUACCGUCGAUAUACUCUCGGGCAGAUCGUAUAACAUCACUAGAGCCAAGCUCGGCCCGCCGAUUGAAAGCGAAGGAUCUUCUGAGUAAUUGCGUCAACAUCGAGAGGCAAUUCGACAUCUGGUACUGCAUGCUCCGGCAAAGAUUAGACGAGUCGGGGUCACCGCUCUACUGGGCAGCGGACGUAGUACCUAGCGGUACACAGGCGCCUUUCUCUGGCACCUUCACCUUUCCUUCGCCGCUGCUGGGAUUGGUACACGUUUAUUACUGGACCGUUCUCGUUGGGUUUCACCAAUGCGUGUACUCGCUUUUAAACAUUAUUUUCGAAUGCGUGGGGGACUUUUCUUCGGGUACGGACAUUCUACCAGAGAUACCACCGGCUAUCAACCUUGAGAAAUACCAACCAGCCCAAACGAGAAUGCUUGUUGCAAACAUAUGCCGAAGCUUGGAUUUUUCACUCCAAACUACGGCACAACCGAAUCUCUUGGCAGCUCCACUUUGGGUCGUAGCCGAAUUUUAUCAUGGGAUCGGACAGUUUGGUGAUGGUGAUCUAGAGCGACAGUGGUGUGCUGUAUUCCAGGGAAUGUUACAAGCAAAAAUUGGAGAAAUGAGUUCUUGUUUGCAAGAGAAGAAGUGGAUUGAGGUUAAGCAACACGGAUGAUUAUUACCUACCCUAGGUAGGUAGGUAUAUAUCUAGGCGGAUAUAUGUAAGUGUUUGAUUUCCAAGUGGAAGACAUUCAAACCAAGAUUGAAUGCAUUUAUAAAGGAUAGAUGGAGGCUAUGUAUGUACUGUACUGGAGUUGGUUUGGAAUUGUGAGAGGAGUUGGUAAAAGCAUCAUUCAAGUUGUAAAAUUCAAGGAUUUGGUUAGGUCAGGGAUGGAUUGUAUUUAUGUAUUAUGUAAAUUUAAAAUUGUUAAACUUUGAAGUGAAACCAUUCAAGUUCAAGUUGAUGAUGUAUCCAUGUACGGAUAUCAGGUGACCACAUGAUU